This is a messenger RNA of Gadus chalcogrammus (walleye pollock), 4161 nucleotides long. It is a transcript of the gene znf668, whose product is annotated as zinc finger protein 668. The transcript is spliced from 2 exons. The record is from RefSeq and is a predicted model, not a curated record. Lineage: Eukaryota; Metazoa; Chordata; Actinopteri; Gadiformes; Gadidae. Bases 997 to 2973 code for a protein of 658 amino acids.
GCAGUGUCAACAGAGCGCCGCCCCGCGCGGCCCGCUGAGGACGGGUCCCUUCUCUUUCUAUCGCCUUGGAUCGCAUCCCGACCCCCCGCCGCCCGGUGCGGGUACCGGGGGUCGGGGGUCCGCGUCGCAGUCUGUUUCUAUGUUUGGGUGAGUUACCAAACACCGAGCAGGCGAGCGUUAGCUUCUAUCCACUAGCCUCUUCAUGCUUAGCUAAACAAACAUUGCACCAAAAGGUUUUCCACAAAGCGGCGGAGCCUCGGCGGCCGGUUACCGGAGACUUGACCGCACCCCGCCGCCCGACACGGUCCUCAGCGCCCCGGACACUUAUUUACUGCUACUUCUGGAUGGAGGGAAUGGAAAAUCCCUUUCAAUUGUCUUUUUUCCUUUCCAUCCCCAUUUCCACAUCGGUCUUGUUGCUAGGGAACAGGAAAUGUGCAGCACUGAAAUCCUUCCCCGGCGUAGCGCUGAUCAAAUAGACCCGAGGAGCACAAUCAAAUAUAUAAACAUUAAUUAAAAAACACCUCACAGGCACCAGCUACUGACCCCGGCCACUGACACAGACUACCGUCCGUCCAUUUACAAGAGUAAAAAGCGCGUCAGCAGCUCGUUAAAUAACUUAAAUAGUAGUUUACCGGCAUUUACAGGUCAUUUAAAUGACUUGAAAUGAGGGUGCAAGGAGAAAGCCACAUACCUUCUUCUGAGGAAUCCACUUCAAUGUUAUUGCUUUUCUUUAAUCCGUUGGGACUGCUUACUUGAGUGCAGCCCACUUCUCUGGUCCCCAGUGCCUCAGCCUGCCGCGGUGCCAUCAGAGGCUGCGAGUUGAACGCCCGGCAGGCGGCGUCCCCAUGGUCCUAACGCCGGCGCUCUCUUUCCAAGCGACACCUAACGCAGUAUAGUAACAUUCUCAUUCACUGGGAUUUUAGAGCAUCAAGGAUUUAUCGGCAACCAAUUUAAAAACACGGCGACAGAGUUUCAAAACAUCUACAAUAAACGACCAUGGCAUCACCACAGCCUGGAAGCCAACCAGUUCCAGAGCAAUACACCCCUCCUUCCACAGAGAGUGAGGAGGGUCACCAUAGUAACGAGCCGCUCAGCAAGGAGCCGCUCCCGAAGGAGCCGCUCACUAAGAAGCGGGGAAGGGGCCGUCCCCCAAAGCCCAAACCCUCGUUCAAAUGCACGGUGUGCCAGGAGGCGUUGAGGAGUCCCUCCGCCCUGCGCAGCCACAAACUCUCCGCCCACGGCAAGGCGCCGCCGCCGCCCCCCGGGCACGCCUGCGCCCAGUGCGCUAAGACGUUCCCCAGCAAGGCCCAGCUCGCCAAGCACCAGCGCUCGCACGCAGCGCAGCGGCCCUACCAGUGCCCCGACUGCCACAAGGCCUACAAGACGCCCACGGAGCUGAGGAACCACUCCCGCUCCCACAGCGGGGAGAAGCCCUUCAUCUGCACCGAGUGCGGCAAGGCCUUCAUGCAGGCCAUCUGCCUGAGGAUCCACAUGACACAGCACAGCGGCGAGAGGCCCUUCCCCUGCCCGCAGUGCUCCAAGAGCUACCCCAUGCUGUCCAAGCUCAAGGUCCACCUGCGCUCCCACACCGGCGAGAAGCCGUAUUUCUGCGCCGAAUGCGGCAAGAGCUUCGCCGACCCCUCCGUGUUCAGGAAGCACCGGCGCAACCACCAAGGCCAUCGGCCGUACGUGUGCGAGGAGUGCGGCAAGUCGUACACGGAGCUGAAGGACCUGAAGAACCACGAGCGCUCACACACCGGGGAGAAGCCCUACCUGUGCUCGGACUGCGGGAAGGCCUUCUCCCGCUCGUCCUCGCUGGCCUGCCACCAGCGCAUCCACUCCCAGAGCAAGCCCUACCAGUGCGAGCAGUGUGGGAAGGGCUUCACCCAGCUGUCUUCCUACCAGUCCCACCUGCGCACUCAUUCGGGGGAGAAGCCCUUCCUCUGCCCGCAGUGCGGCAAGAUGUUCUCCGACCCGUCCAGCUUCCGCCGCCACCAGAGGGCCCACCUGGGCUUCAAGCCCUACCCGUGUGACAAGUGCUCCAAGCGGUUCCGCCAGCCGGCCGACCUGGCCGUGCACGAGCGUGUGCACUCUGGCGAGCGGCCCUACAAGUGCCAGAGCUGCGACAAGGCCUUCGUGGCGUCCUGGGACCUGCGGCGCCACCUGCUGGUGCACACAGGGCUGCGGCCCUUCUCCUGCACUGAGUGCGACAAGUCGUUCGCCGAGCGCUCCAGCCUCAACAAGCACCGGCGCGUGCACUCGGGCGAGCGCCCCUUUAAGUGCGCCAAAUGCUUCAAGUCGUUUGUCGUGUCGUCCAGCCUGCGUAAGCACGAGAGGACUCACCUCGCCGAGCGACCGCCGCCAGAGACGGGGGCCCGCUCCCCCCCGCCCCCCGGCCCCCCCACCGCCCCGCCCCGGUUCACCUGUACCCGCUGCGACGCCGCCUUCGGCAGCUGGGAGGAGGCGCAGGCCCACGAGGGCUCCCACACCCCCCCCUCCGCCAAGACGGGGGGCUCGCACGCCUGUGAGACCUGCCAGGCGGAGUUUACCCAGCUGGCCGACCUGCAGGAGCACGAGAAGCAGCACCUCAAGGCCAGGGCCCACGUCUGCAGCAGCUGUGGGAAGGGCUUCCUCAACAAGGCCGGGCUGCGCAAACACCAGAAGAUCCACUCCAACAGCAGGCCGCACAGCUGCCACCAAUGUGGCAAAACCUUCUUGUUUGCCGCCUACCUUCGCAAGCACUUGAAAACACACCCCGAUCCCAACAUGGCAACCCAAUCCAGGGAGAACCAUCCCAUUCAGCACACAGACCCCCUCCCCCCGCCAUCCCCCCCCAUGGAGGGCCCGCCAAGCCCCAACACAGGGGAGCCCAGUGCUGGGACCAGUGCCGUAACCAGUGGCCUAUCGUUAGCGGUGCCGGGGGCCGCGUUCCAGGCCCUGCCAGAGUGCCUGAUAAAGGAGGAGGAUCACUAAACAUAUUUUGUUACUAUUCCGCUUUACAUUCUUUAGAUAUUAAACCAGCACUAUGAAACUUUUGGCAUGGAGCUUAUUAAUGCAUUUAAAAAAUAUCUGAACUUCAAUGUUUCUCAAGAAUUGAACAGGCCAUUCCACCAUCCACCAUUCUCUGUUCAUGGUUCACUGGUCACCGUUGGUCCCCUCGCCAUACCUCUGGCUCCAGCUCCAGCCACUAAUGGAAAGAGCAUUCAUAGUGCAGGUUUAAGGUCAUGCAUGACCCAAAAAGAUGCUUUUUAAAUCAAAAGUUAUGGACUAUUUAUCUAAGUCGUCACACUCUGUUAAUCACAACAUUGUUCGGUUUUUUAUACCGUGUAUUGUCAUGCGAUUUGAAAGAUGUAAUUCAUGACUUGUCUUAAUGCUUUUUAAUGCAAGACAAGAGCUUUGUAACUUGGUAUUGUUAUACAGUCUUAUGUCCUAAUCAUGCUAUACUACUGUAAUAAUACAUGUUACAGCGCAAGAUCAAAUGGGUGUUUCAUUCCUCUGUACUUGUCCAUUUCAAAGUAAAGACACUUUUACUCGUUCUUUAACUUUUAUUGAGGUAAUGUUUGCCAGGAUUGGGAUCAGAAUACUAAAAGUACAUUAGGAGGGGGCUCCAUUUGGGAUUAAUUAUAUAAUGGUGAUUAUGGGGACAAUAGUUAUCCAACUAGUUUGUGUUAAUUGGCACAUGGUUUGGGUGUGUAAUUGCAAACUUGAACAGAUUACUAAACACUCAUUCAAACAUAAGCACAUUCCUGUUUAAUUCAACCGGCAGUUUGGCAGUAAAGGUCACAGUUGGAAUAUUUCUGAUACAUUUGUCACAAGAUUAAUUUAUAAAAUAGACUGUGUUGUUUACAAACUGAAAUUAGGAGAAAGGGUUGGAGUAAUCCAAAUAAGUAAAGAUGAGGAAUUCGAUAUGCAGUUAUCCAAAUAAGGAAUAAAGAAGGUAUCUUGCUAUAAAAUAUAUUUUUAGGACCUCUACACGAACCGAAGCCCGCCACGGCUGGACCGUGUGCUCAGCGUCCCAGCUCUGAAUGAAUGUAUACAGGAAGUUAGUGUUUACGCAUGGCCAAUGUAAACACGGUCCUCCUGAUAAAUAAGCCACACUUACUUGUCAAGAAUUUGCUUUAUAUGUUUUGUUAACUUCCUCUCGGAAAGAUUUACAACAUA